AAGAAGCUUUCGCUGCGGUCUAUUUCUCCUACUCGCGACACGCUCAGAAACAGAAGCGAGCACAUGAGUUGUUGCACAGAGAUCUUUCUAUUGUAAACAAAAACAAAGCCGCAGCGAUGUUCUGUUUUAAACGUGCCAAUGUUUGUGUAGUUUUUUCUCGCCCGUUUCUACAUGCAAUGUAACUUUAUUCGGAUACUAACCAUAUCUAAUCUUGUCGCGAGCUGCAUGCGCAACGCUAGCGCUGAACCUCCAGGAGGUCCUAAAAGGACACAGCAUGCCGUGCCGGAACAACAGGUCUCGAACAGCAACAGCGGCGAUUUCGCUGCGCCAGCGGGGCCUUCUUUCGCGCAUCCGCCAGCAGUUGCUGACGGCAAUCCGCUGCUCGCCAUACAGCGAGAGGUGUGGGGCAUGCUCAGCGAGCAGGAGAAGAAUGAAUGCCGCGCCCUUCCCGAAGACCGGAAGAAAAAAAUGCUGGAAAAGAAGUACCGCGAUCUCGUCAUGGCAGGCAAGAUGCCGUCCCCUGCACAAUACAAAGCCGCGGCAGCCGCGUCCAAGCAGCCAUCGGGCGGCACGCAGGCUGUCGGAAGGCGUGGGGAGCAAUCUAUUAGUGUAGCGGCCACGCCGGUCGUGGUCCUUGCAAAUCAAUCAGGGUCAGGGACGUUGAACAGAUAUAAUAUGCCUAGUAGCAGCAUGAAUACCGCCACCACCGCCACGGUACCGGUAGUUGGUGUACUACCAGAGCCAGCGUCGCUUGCCGCAGCGUCUGGAGGGACCCCGUUGGCUGUAUCCUCAGCGUCAUCCUUUGGGCAGCAGGUUGCGCAGCAAGAAAGUGCACUUCUGCGGCAGCAACAAAUGCAGCACCGAGCACCAUCCCAGCAGCCGGCUAUUCAUUCCCACGCACCACUCGGAUUUGUUGGUACUGCGGCGUCAUCUUCCUCUUCGUCCGUCCGGCCGGGCCGCCCAGCGCACCUUGGGGUGCACGCAGAGGAGCAGGCAGCGAAAGUGCGUCGGCUUUCCAGUGCCAGGGCUCCGGGCGACGCUAGUGCUCGAGCGGCUGCAGAAACACACGGCAUCUUGCGACAUCACGCUCCACAACCAUUUGCCUUACAAGAUCCGCGGAAAAACUCGAACCUGCAUCCAUCGCGUCUGCAGAAUGCCGGUAAUAUGCGGCUACAACGAGGAGCGUUUUUGAAUGGAAUAUCGCACAACUUGGGUGCUGCCGGAGGCCAUUUACUAGUGUCUACUUCUGCCAUCGGUUUGGCCGCUAGAUCGCCUUACGAACCCUGGGUAGCUGAAGAGUUUUUAGUCAGACACGAAGAAAGAGUCAAACGGCAGAAGCAUUUCGUUCAGGAGGAGCCUCGCCGGCCGAUCUCGAAAAGCCAGCUACUUCUCGCCGACGCCGAGCGCGUUGGGGUGGCGGGAUCGCACGCGGGCGAGGCUGUUGCAUAUGACACCUCUUGUCUCACCGACAUGCGGCAGAAACAGCUGCGGGGCAUCCUGCCUGGGGAAUCCUUUGACGAAGAUGCGGCGCUCGAGGUCCUCGUUUUUCUCGCGCAGUCUGUCGCAACUCUGCUCGAGGACAUUCGGAUUGCGGCCAUGCACUCCUCCCGAAACUACCUCUCCGUACUUGUGCUUACUAGUGUUGCUUUUAUUACCGCAUAACAAUAACUCAAUAUCAAGUUGACCAUCGCUCAUGAUCAUCAUCUUCAUUGAGCCCUCACUUGUCAUUCAAUUGACGUACUGUCAUGUUGGGCAAGGGUGGUCUAGUUGUAGUUCCCACGCAUCUCUUCAGAAGCUUUUUACUUGUUCUCAAGGUCUUUGUCUAGCAGAACAAGAUCGACGUCGGCCACCUGAAACUUUUGAAUUCCUUGCUUUCGGCGCCAUGUUUUGUUUCGCGACUCGAUCUCGAAAUAAAAAUUGCGGCUGGCAUUGGGGCUUUGAAUUUUUUAAGUGCUUUGUGGAUACCGUCUGCAGGCGAGCACUCUUCCGCAAGGGUGUGCGAUACCUUUGGUAGACAAGAGCCCUAGUGUUGGCCCUGUCUCGAGUCAUCUUCAGAAGACCCAGAGGAGAAUCGUUACGCGGACACGGUCGCUUGUCUUGGACUCUUUUGGAGGCUUACUUGGACGAUUCCGGAUCUUCAAAAAUUGCUGUGAAUCUCGUCGCUUCGCCCUGAUCUCGUCGUUAGUUCAAAAUCUUCGGCAUGUUCUUAUAUUUCUCUCAGAUUGUCGUGUUUGUGCUUGUGGCGAUGUCUCGAAUUAUCUGCGACGACAACGACUGGCCAGCUGGAGGAAAUGGACGGUCGUGCGCCGACCUUCUGAAGAAUGAUGCUCAGUAGAUAGAACCUUUUGGUGAGGAAGAGUGUUUCAGGCUCUUUGUUCGGCUGGCUUGUUAUGAGCACUUUUUUGGAAACUCAUUUGCAUUUCCAGUAGCAGGGCUCGCUGUUCGUCUUCUGCAAUGAAUUUCUGACCUUGUCUCUAGUAAGACUCAACAACCAGCGCGAGCUGCCAGCGCCCGCGGCCUAAGGUGGCAAACAGACGCUCUACAUUUUUACCGAGCGAAAAAGAAGAACGGGCGGCGUUAUGAUUGGAGCCUGAAGAGGCGCCCGCUCUUGGCCGCAGAGCAGCAGGCAUGCUAGCCCAACUAGCGUGCCUUCGGUUUCAGUGGGAGGAAGCAACGACCCAGCUCGCCUAGCCAAUGUCAAUGGCCACUGUAAGUGUAAGAGCAAGAAAGCAAACAAUUGCAUCUUUGCGAGGGAGACAGAGGUAGACGCUCUAUUCCGAGCCGGCGACGCCGGUGCGUCUUUGUGAAGUACACUGCGCAGCAUCACCAAGAAACAAAGACUAGGGCGAGAAGCAGAAGGACUACCCACGAGUCCACUACUUUUUUUUGCCGCCGCGGCCGCGUCGAGCGCUUUGCUUUCUUUUGCCUAGCGCGACGCAGUCUUAUGCCACACUUACAGCUUUGAAAGAAUCUGUAUAUCAUGACUUCUGUUGUAGUUGCUGUGGCUGAGGCUCCGCAUCGAAGAUGAGGACUGGACUGUGCGUUCAUAUUCUCCCACUGGGCUACAUACUUUGCUAAGUACAUCACAAGCCAGACGUACUAGACGACCCCCACUCCACUACAUAGUAUGAAUAUAUUUGUCCCGUGGUAGUGUUACUGGUACCGUGUACAGUACAUGAUCUCCGAGGAGCCAGUGUGAUGUUUUUCAGUUUACCCGCGCUUCCAUGCAUGCACCCUAGGUAGCGGAUUUUGACUUCGCGUGCCGGUACAUCCAUUGCGGAGAGCCGCCCACACGAGUGCCGAAACUGUUGGGAUCCACCCCGCUUCUAGGCAGCACUGUUUCUGCUCCAGCGGUUAUCCUGAGUCAAGAGUGAAACUCUCCAACACAAAUCAAUGUCAAUCACUUUUGGGAGUCGAUGCAUGUUGUCAAAGUUGGGCCCAACUCAACAACAGCUUUACAAUUUCCUAGCGUGGCCGCGUCACAAAUUUACUUUUUAAGCCUGCUUUCAAAAUUGCGAUGGCCCGAACGCAACUGAAACACGCCCCCCCCAUGGGGACCGUGUAAGCCGUUUUCCGCGUAUCCCAGAUUAGCAAGUAGCGAAGUGGAAGUUCACAGAUUUGCAUGACAGGUUUGGUACCGUGAAGAUCGUAGUAGCCUCCACGCCUUGGUGUUGAUCACGUUCUGCAAGUCUUGCGAUUUGACAGAUUUCACACCCAUCCAGGAUCGGAAGAGCGAGGGGGAUCUUCGAGCCAAAAAACGAAAAGGUCCCCGAAGCACUUCCGUGAGUAAGACAAGGUCAUAGAUUUGCAUGUCAAGUCUACUUGUGAGGUGAGUACGCUUUUGAACAGGAUGGCGCUGCCACGCGGCCGCCCGAUGAAGCACGAGAAGAGGCUGCUGACGCUUAUGGUCUGCUCCGCUGCGACAACCUCAUCUUUGAAGAUGUUAUGUGGAGCCCAUCAAAUGUAUCUUUUGGGUGCAAACGCAAUUGCAAAAGAUAGUACCCGGUGAAGCAUGGCAGAUUCGGGGUUGUGUGUAGUUUUAAUUUCAUUGGUCAUUUUUUACAUCUAUUCUAAACUAGCAACGCCAGCUUCGCCUGUAAGUAGGCAUUAGUAGAAGCGCAAAUGUCAGUUAGCAAGUUCUAGACAACAAAGCAAAAAGAAAGAAGCGCCGGCCCCAAAAGCGCAGGCGCGCGCAAUCCGAACGUCGCGGCGCCGGCUCACCCAGCGAGGUCGUCCACGCUCCGGCGCGCCCAAUCUGGUCGCCCCGGGCCCGGCGCGCCCAGAUUGGUCCUUCCGGCCCCGGCGCGCCCAAGCUGGCAGUCCCGGCGCCGGCGCGCCCAAGCUGGUAGUCCCGGCGCCGGCGCUCCCAAUCUGGUCGUCCUGGCUCCGGCGCGCCCAAUCUGGUCGCCCCGGCUCUCGCGCGCCGAAUCUAGUCGUCGCUCGGGCUGCGGCGUGCGUAGAUUGGUCACCACGCGCGGCUACUGUGCGCCCAGCCUCAUAGCCGUGCCUGCGGCGUACUUAGAUUGGCCGCCGCGGCUACAGUUCGCCCAGCGUCCUCGUGGUCGCCCCGGCCCCGGCGUUCGCAGCCUGUUCGCCCAAACUCCGGCGAUCCCGCUGCCGGCGAUCUGUUGCCACGCUCCCAUAGAAAAAGGGGGCCGCGCUGCCCCGCGUGCCCCCGGAGUGAGAGCAAGAUACGGCCGCGGGCAGGCGGCCACUUCACUAGAAUCAGAAAAAAAAUAGAAGACGCGUCGCCACUCAUUCUUUCACCGCCCGGGGCCCCUCUGCAUUACGGCCCAGGGGCUCUGCACAUCCGGCGUUGCCGGCUGCUUCCCUUCGUGUAACAUUGGCGUGCGCAAAAGAUCCCCCGCUCUGCCGUCUUCUUUUCGGAUGAGGCCCCCGGGUUACGCGUAAAAGCCGGGCGACACCUUGCCGCGUUCUCCUUGUUCGAAGUCGCCGACAGCCGCCGGGUCGUCGUGGGGGCGUGCUCUUUCUGGUCAGGAGGACUGUAAAGAUCGAGGCGUGCUUUCUAGUCAAGGCGUGGAUAUUGCUGACCAAGCGCGUGGAGGCGGCCUCCUUCGCGGGCGGGAUGGUCAGGGACUAUAUUUUUUCUUUUGCUUUUACUUGCCCUGGCCUCCGUGUAACGAGCUUAACGCUAGGAACUCGCACCGCGUAGCUAACUCUUCCUGGUGUAACAAGACCGCCCCACCACGCAAGCUCAUAGCUAGGGAGCGGGGCGGGGGAAGUUUGGGGGGGGGGCGGGCCCCCCUGCGUUCCGCCUAGCGGGUGGGAGGGUGCGAAGCGGGGGGCCCUGCGUUACCGCAGGGGCGGGUGGGGCCCUCUCCUUCACCAAGGGGAGGGCGGGGGGCCCCCUGCGUUCGUGGCCUGCGCCCGCAAGGACGUGGGGUGGUGGCCCCCUGCUUUCCUUUUAGCGAUUGGGAGGAUGCGAAGCGGGGGCGCGCUGCCUUCCCAAGCGGGCGACCGACCGAACGGCGCGGGGCCCCCCGGCGGCUGGAGGAGAAGGGCCGGCGGGAGGAAUUUGGGGGGCGGGGGCCCCCUGUGUUCUUUGGCGCGGCGGAGAGGGCGCGAAGCUGGGGCCCCCUGCGCUACCACGGACGGGGAUUGUUGGGGGCCCCCUGCCUCGCCAUGGAAAGGGGAGUGGCGGGGGGGGGGCCGUGUGUUUGUCCGCGGCCUUUUGCGGCAGGGCUUGCUUGGGGAUGGGGGCCGCCUUCGUUUCCCCUAGCUAGCGGGCGGAGGGGCGAGAAGCGGGGGCCCCCUGCCUUCUCUAGCGGGCGAUGGACGGACCGACAGGGCUCGGGGCGCCAUUUUGGCGGGGGGGAUGGCAGUGGUGGGGGCCUGGUGUGGAAACAAAGGAAGCAAGGUCGGGGGGUGGAGGCCAGCGGCGGGCCGGCCAGAUGUCGACCAGCUUGGCGGCCGGGUCCGAACGAAGGAAGGAAGGCGGGGCGGGCCGGCGGGGGGCCCGAGUUGGUUCGCUAGCCCCCCGCCUUCAGACGGCGUGGCGCAUACAAAAGCCCCCGCCCCCCUCAUGCCGCCGCGAUUAAAAGCGUCGGCCGGCCUUUUUUUUUCGCAAUGGGCUUCGUUGGCGCCCCCCUUCUUCGCCCCCCUUGCGGCCCCCCGGGCCGGAUUGGCCCGGGCUCCGGUCCGAGGCCUGCCUGGCGCCGGCCGGUUAGUUUCUUUCGAGUGGACACUUCAACUUCGCUGGCCACCUAAUGCGGCGGGCCCAUUCCAGCGACAAAGGGAGCCCGGCGCGCCCGCCCUGCCGGGCGCCAAGAAAACUAACAGACCCCGAGGAAGGGGCCCCGGCCUUCUGGUAUGUAGUGAGGUCACGAGCGUUCUAAUCUAGCGAUCUUUUUGACGUGUCUUAUCCAAAACGACCGGCAGUUUUCAAGUGGCCGGAGGUGUUUUUGAGCAUAAAAGAUUUCCAUUUAUCAAGCGGCCGGGGCUUUGUUGUCAAAAAAGCCCGAGCCAAUUCUAUCGAUUCACGCUUGAUAAAACGACGCAGCGGAGCCGGCAAAAGGGGCGCCCUUCUGAGGCGCCCGCCCCAUCUGUUUCCGUCGAUUUGGGGCGCCCAAAAAGGGACGCCCAAAAAGCAGCACUCCGAAAAAAACAGCGAAUCCGCAUAGUAUGGGCCUCAUUUUGGCCCACAUUCGGGCCUCGCAAAAGACGCGACCAAAAUCCGCCAUUUCAGAGGCGGACUGAAGGCCAGAAGAUGCGGCAUUUUGCCAAAAAAAAAAACAAAAAAACAAAGUCCGCCAAAAGAAAAAAGCCAAUCCGCAUGCUAUGGGCCCGAUUUGUGGCUCCAAAGGGUCCGUCCCUGGCGCGGGCCCUGGCGGGGCCAUAGCAUGCGGGGAAGGUUUUUCGAUUCGAAACCAAAUGGAGGCCAGCUCUGGAGAGAGAUUUUUAGCGACCGCCGUGCCGUCAUGCAUAACAUUACUCACGAUGGCAUGGUGGGCACGCAGAGAAGUUGCGUCUUUUUUGGCGUGAAGACAAAAAGACCGCCAUGACCUCACUACCUCCGCGGGCGCGGCUAUUAUUGGUAUUGGGCACACAAUGGGCAGAGGCAAACUAGCCCGCGCAGCUUGGUAAGCUUUUUGCUUCUUUGCGUGAAUGCAGCAAAAGGCCGCGAAAGGGCGGGCGCGCGCCCGGGCAUGCCGCCCCUGCCGUUUUCUGCAUUGCCCGCCUUGCCAUCUCUGUGCGUUGUUUCCUCCCUCUUUGCCCGUGCUCUUAAUUUCCGAAGCGGCCGGGCGGCCCCUUCCCCCGCCUUCAUAUUACCUCGCGCCCCCUUUGCAUGCCCCAACCAAGCGCACGCCCAGCGCUCUGCGCUCCUGCUGGAAUGCAAGGGCGGGCGGGGGCCAGCGAUUUCAGUUCGGGUGGCAACUGGCCGCCCGGAGUGAAGCCUGCCGUGGCCGCGCGGUCCCGGGGGCCCUUCAAUAGAGAGGCCCGCCGCCCUUUCUUGGUAUUGCCUUAGUUAUUUUUGUGGCCGCGCCCUUUUUUUUCCCGCAGCGCGGUUGUUAGCAGAGGCAUUCUGGCGACCCUACCUCGGGGCGGGCGUAUUGGGGGAGGGGGGCAGUUGGGGGCAGGAAAUUAUGGGGCAGGAUAGUUGCAGGAUGCGAAGUUGCAGGAUGCGAAGCUGCAGCGUGCGACGUUGCAGGAUGCGAAGUUGCAGGGUGCGAAGUUGCAGGAUGCGAAGUUGCGGGAUGCGAAGUUGCGGGGUGCGAAGUUGCAGGCUGCGAAGUGGCGGGGUGCGAAGUUGCAGGAUGCGAAGCAGCAGGAUGCGAAGUUGCAGGCUGCGAAGUUGCCGGCUGCGCAGUUGCAGGAUGCGAAGUUGCAGGAUGCGAAGUUGCAGGAUGCGAAGUUGCAGGGUGCGAAGCUGCAGGCUGCGAAGUUGCAGGAUGCGAAUUUGCAGGCUGCGAAGUUGCAGGCUGCGAAGUUGCAGGCUGUGAAGCUGAAGGGUGCGAAGUUGCAGGAUGCGAAGUUGCAGGAUGCGAAGCUGCAGGAUGCGAAGCGGCAGGAUGCGAAGUUGCAGGCUGCGAAGUUGCAGGAUUUUCGCAAGAGGCCGCGGCCCCGGAGUUGGUUGGGGUCACGGAUUUGGUUGGGGUCGCGGAGUUGGUUGGGGUCGCGGGGUUGGUUGGGGUCGCGGAGUUGGUUGGGGUCGCGGAGUUGGUUGGUGUCGUGGAGUUGGUUGAGUGUUGCGAGUUGGUUGAGGUGUUUUGUUUUUUUUUUUGUGCUGUUAACAUUUAGAGCAUCCACAUCUACAUCCGAAGCAGCUUUAUCUAUGAGUGAUGUGCGUCGGUUGGCUGCUAGCGGAAAUAAGCAAAGGCAUAGCGGUCCACCUGCUCGACACUGGAGACCUAGGCUUUUAAACCUUGCAGGGCUACUCGUCGGGUGGGUUUAUUUUUGCACCGCGACCAAUGUCGAAGCUUGGGCCGCGGGGGGAGUAUGGUCUCAGAGCAGUCCCGACGUUUCUCGUUUCGUGCUGCCUCCCAAGCGGUGCUUCGUCCCAAAAUCACAUUGAAACAGAUGGAGGAAAGGCGGCGCGCGGCUUUCGCCACGUGCUACCCUUCCUCGCGCCAACCCGGGACGAGGAUACCUGCAGGGUGGGGCUGCUGAUGUUCAGCCACGUCAACCUGCAUCGGACAAGGUGGGGCCUGCUGCGCCAGCAGGCUCAGCGGUACCACGUAGGUAAGCGCCUCAGUAUGUCUGAACCACCUAGAAGACCAGCCUAGUUUAUCGGCUGUUCACAGGCAACCAGCGACCGUCCUAGCUAACACAUGUUGAGGCGAGGCGCGGCCGGGUGUGUAGGUAUGCCUUUGCAGGCUUAGGGAAUGCCCAAGAUCUCCCAUGCCGCCCCCUAUCGGUGUGAUUCUUUGUAUGCGACCAUGGAAGGCCACGGCAUACAGCGUGGCACUGGAAUAAAUACGCAUGACCCGACGACUGCAGGUCCGCAGGGGUAGUAGAUCAGAGCACUUCACUAAAAAAGCCAAAGCUCGCCAGGGGCGAGGGCAAAGAAAAAAGCUACCACCUAAAAAAACCACAGACGCCGCGGCGAAGCGGGUAGGUAGCUCCCUGUCCUCGGUGUAGAUUUAGGCUUCAUAGAACAGCACUGCAGCGCGGGAGAGUCUGCAUGUCCUAAAGAGUUAAAGUGUAAUCGGCAUGGGUUUAGGGUUUUUACAUAUGUAGUGGCGUCGGUAGAAACUAAUUUACAGAUCGCGAUCUUGUAGAAACUUGCAUAUAGCUCGGGGCUUAGGGAAGUAGCCGUACGCGCCGAGCCUAUUUCAGCCUCUGUCUACAACCUCCGCCUCGUUUUCUUCGCUUUAAUUCCAAAAAAUACAGGACUGGCAUCACAAAGCCACGCAGUUCCCCCGGCUACAGUGAUCUACUCAGACGUCAAGUUUGAUUUUGCAUUGCUUGCGUCGCGAAUUAUAAUUGGCCAAGCAUGAGGAUGAGGAGAAAUGGAAUUUGUAAUCAUGCUGGUUUAUAUAUGAUCCUUAUGUUGCACUUGCAGUACUUAGAAGUACAAAUGCGGUACCGAUACUGGUGUUGCCCAUGAUAGAUCAUUGUCGCAGCUGAGCAGGCCAUAUCGCGAGCCGCGGCGACGAGAAGGAUAAGCAGAUGGACUUCGCAGCGUUUGCUGGACUACCACCAGACGAAGGCAGCUGUUCGUAUUCUGAUGCAAAACGUUCACAACUAUUGCAGCAGCGACGAAACAGGCGAGGAAGCGCUGCGCUUACUGCUUCGAAACGCAGAGUCGGUACUUAAUCCCAUCCAUCAAUAGUACUAAGGCCGUUUUCCGUGCUGCUUUUCGACCAGAAAGACCAGCUCGAGAUGAUUCGUUUAAGUUUAUCUUAGUGUUAGUGCGACGUGCUGUGUCUAGUACGCCUAUUAUGCAGGAAUGCAGCACUGCUUCCAGUUCCAAUAUAUAAGUCAUAUCAAUUUCGCAGAAGGGGGCUCAUCGAUAAUGCGCGCGCGCAGAACGCGCACCCGUAAUAUAGUAACGCGCGCCGGGCGGGGCUGCUGGCGGCUAGGGGUGGGGCGGGGCACAGGGUUCGCAGCCAGCGGCGGGGCUGAUGGCGGCGUGGUUUCGGGGUGGGGCGCGAUGGUGGCGGCUGGGCUGGGCUGUAGUACAGGCAUGUGGAUGCGGUUGGAUCAAUCAUGCGGCUCAACACGAGCAGCGAGAGGAGGCAAAUGCGACGAACAGAAAGGCUGUUGGCAGGUCGUUGCUCUACGGUUUACGACUCGGAGGAAGCUUGAUAAGUAGCUGUGGACUCACAAAAAAACGCCACUUUCGGCGUGUCGGGAUUAGACGAGACCACGAGGAAGGUCUUGCUCUUAACAACAAAGCCACUCAUGGUCUAUUUGUCGAAAUUGGCCGAGAUCCGGAGGAGCCUGCGAACUUUGUCACAAAAAAAGGCCAGUAUUGACGACCACGACCCGGAGGAAGGGAGAAAGCAGUUCUCCUCUAUACGAAAAAGGCCGCGCGCCGUUUCCUUCAUUCGGCCACGACCCAGAGGCGGGCCAGGGCGUUGCUCUUUCCUUACGCAGGUGGCCGCGUUUCGUUUUCUUGGUUUGGCACUGAGGCAUUCAGCGGCUUGCCUGUGGCCCAGAAGAGGGCCCGAGUGUUGUUUUCGCAUCACAAAACCAGGCCCACCUCUUUUGUCUGAAUUCCGCAGCAAUAUCCUGCGGCGCCGUUUUUUUUUCCUUUUUGUAUUUUUAUGGCUCAGAAAAAAGCACGAAAGCCAAAGUCUAGCCUUUUUCUUUUAUCGCAGUGGCCACGUUUGAAAAAAAAAAAAACGCAAGGGAAUGACCGAAGCAGGCGACUUGAUUUGUUAUGGGGGAGGGGGGCGCACUCUGUUGCUGCAUCCGAAGCCGCGGAGCUUUAGAGUUUUACUUUUGUGAAGGCUCCCAACGUCUUGGCUGCGCUUUGGUUUUGCGCAAAAACUCGUGGCUAUCACAGUGACGCAGGUGGGGAAGCGACGCGACAGGUUUCCUCUGCGAACAAGUCUCGGCGCAUCUGCUUCGCGGUGCGUGCGUGGCUGUCUUUCUGUACGAAGGCGAUUACACGACGGGGGGGGCGGUUGGGGGUGUCUGUUUGUUUUUUCUAGCACGGACCGCGUCCGCACUCUUUAUCAAUCUAGUAAGGUCAGCUCUCUGUCUCUGGCCGGAGGUCUCCCGUCUUCACCUAUCAUUAAUGGUUAGGAAAUAUGAGCACAGCGCGAGCUCGCACAAAAAUGACGCUUGCGCUCUAAGUUCACUGCUGGAUGCCGUCACGGUUCGAAUCGAUAAAGGUCCUUCUUUCCCAGCAUGGAGUGAUGCAUCUAUGGUCGUUGGUGUUGCUAGGUUGACAACGCACGACCAAAACAGAAAAAACUAAUUCCAGGUCUUUUACAUGCCUGAGUUCGAGCACUUCGCUGACCUCUUUGUCCAGGACAUCGUGCUUCCCUACCUGCUAUUGACUGCAAAUGUUUUGAGUCUGGCAAUUGAGUUGUUAUCUUUGUUUUAUAUCGUAGCGAGCAGUGCACAUGUCACGGGUAAGCCUAAAAUUUAACAGCAUCAGCUUUGCCAGAUAUUAUUUGUCUGUGGCCCUGUUGCCUAAUACGCAUGACAUGGUCGGUUUUUGCAUGAUAAACAAUUCUUUGGAGCGCUGCGGAAGCAUGCAUUCAUAGAUCAUGUUUAUGUCAGUGCGGGAGUAUUUGUAUUAUCCAGACCAGGAGAUAUUUGCAGUGCAUACCUGUGCCGGCGCCGCAUGGUUUCGGUCGGAGUGCGGUGGCAGAUGGCCGGCCUCUUAACCACACUGCUGGCCCGGUUUCCGCAGGUUCGUGACGAAGCUGUCGGCGGGCUAUUGUCUUUCAUCGACUGCGCAGCAGAAGAUCGAAAGGCGUAUUCUAGCGGGCACGCCGCGCCCGCGCCGAGCUUGCAUUGGGACGAGCAGGAUACUGAAGGACGAAAGGUUCGCAGACGGCUGGAGCAUCGCCGUGUCAACGGAAAGGCAGCCUUGCUGUCGCUUAGUAGAAGCGAAAACCAGUUGCCCGUCGUUAGCAAAGAUGUUGACUCAGAGCAAGACGAGGAUCAUGGCGCAGUUGACCAUAUAGGCACGGACGACGAAGAGCUUGACGAUUCUGACUCAGAUGGUCUAUCAGCAGAUGGCGAUGAGGAAAAUCUAUCCCUCCGAGACGAAGCCGGGCAAGCCACGACAACUAUCACGGCAAUGAAUAUUGAAGUCGACAGCGGCGCUAACCCAAUUGCCGAUUUCUUGCCAGGUCCCAUUUCCGGAAGCGCCACUGUCAAGACGCUCGAGGAGGAAGCGGAGGAGGCUAUCCUCACAUUCGGCAACAUGAACAUCAUGACGGUGCAAGUAUCCAGAUGAAAAUUGCCCCGGCCCCCAAAGACAGACAAGGCGAGUGAUUUGCUUUGCAAAGAAUAAGAAGUUUUCACAUCUUGGAGAGUUCUUGCGCAAUGGGACUCUGACGCAUUUUGCUUCAGACCCCAAGCCAGUUGGUUGCGCAGCUCUAUUAAUGUGAUAGAUAUCGCCUCUGGUGCGGUGCCGAUGUUCACGAGCACGACUGCAGAACUACGCUGUUCUGGGUCUGGAGCGUGCGCUGCUUAGUGCUUGUACGUAUUUGACAUGAGUGAAGCCUUAGAGUGCGAAUAUUCCUCGCAUCAUAGAGAAGCUUUGCUGGCCCUGUGCCAUCCGGGCUUCGGUCAUGUGCUCCCGCGUUGCGUAGACCUUCAAACCCUGGACUGCAAUUGCGCCCUCUGAUAAGCAAUACUACAGCCACAUCGAGGAGUGCGCUCUUCGGGGGAGGGGUUCGGGUUUGGGCGCCCGAGGUACUGGCGGCGCGAAGUCUGUCUAGCUGCAAUGCAAUCAAUAUCCCGGUCCGUGGUGGGGCUAGUUUUCACAUUGAUAGAUGAAAGGCCGAGAUGAUCCUGCGGGCGACCUCGACGACAGCCUAGACGAGGAACUGGGACAGGUGGAAGUCGACAAGGAGGAUUUACUGUUUUUCGGUAGUAGCGACGAGCAGGUUCAGGGUGCUAUGUGGGGCCUGAUUCUCUGCGGAGUGGCGGUGGAGCGCCUCGCGGGCGUGCCGUGUUUAGCCGGAGAGGUCGAGUCCUGCAAUCAUUUACUUCGAACUGUGCACAGAAGAUCGCACUCUCAAUAUGAAUAUGUUGCAAGGAAAGCUGCUGAAUCGUCUGACUACGAUACUCUUAGCCUCAUGAUCCUGUAG
Messenger RNA from Amoebophrya sp. A120, 13241 nucleotides. The record is from the annotation of a GenBank genome assembly. Lineage: Eukaryota; Dinophyceae; Syndiniales; Amoebophryaceae.